GUUCACCAAAGCCCUAUCUGCCCAUCAUGCCUCCCCCAAAGUCCAAGGGCGGCAAAAUGCUCAGUUUGAUCAACUGGCGAUUGAAAGUUACGAUUCAAGAUGGACGCGCUUUAACGGGACAAAUGCUGGCAUUUGACCGGCAUAUGAACCUGGUAUUGGCAGAUUGUGAAGAGUUCCGACGAGUGAGGCCCAAGAAAAAAGCUGGAGAGGAGGUUGCACCCGAGCAGGAGCUGAAACGCACGUUGGGACUGGUUAUUCUUCGUGGAGAAGCUGUCGUUAGCAUAAGCGUUGAAGGACCGCCGCCUGUUCAGGACGACGACUCCAAGACUACGCUCCCUCUUGGCCCUGGACGCGGUAUGCCUGCAGGACGCGGUAUGGGAAUGGUGCCUCCAAUUGGAGCUCCCGGUGUCGCUCGUCCUCCCGGCAUGUUUGCACCUCCCGGUAUGCCUGGCCCUCCCCCCGGUUUCCGACCUCCUGGUUUCCCUCCUGGUCCUCCAUUCGGCGGUCCUCCUCCCCCAGGAUUCGCUGGUCCUCCCCCUGGCUUCCAACCGCCGCCACAGUAAUGGGUACGCGUCAUCCACUGACCUGCUUGACAAGACCGCAAGUAACCUAGAGAAAGACCUAUUGGAUCACCGCCCAACCAAAUCACCAGAUCCGACGCGCCAAACUCUCUUGCGCGCCUUGUCCCCACCUACACUCUCAGCAAGAGAUCAUAGACAGUUCGUCAUCACGAUUGUAACCUGUAAUUCUAGGUCUGCUUCCGCAAUCAGAACAGAGGUUUGUACCAUCAGA
Coprinopsis cinerea okayama7#130 is the source of this 792-nucleotide messenger RNA. RefSeq names its product SMB. Gene Ontology annotation, molecular function: RNA binding. The record is from RefSeq and is a predicted model, not a curated record. Gene Ontology annotation, biological process: mRNA splicing, via spliceosome. The transcript is spliced from 5 exons. Gene Ontology annotation, cellular component: U4 snRNP; U1 snRNP; U2 snRNP. NCBI's taxonomy places the organism in Eukaryota, Fungi, Basidiomycota, Agaricomycetes, Agaricales, Psathyrellaceae. Bases 57 to 563 code for a protein of 168 amino acids.